Molecule: messenger RNA, 4529 nt
Organism: Lineus longissimus
Lineage: Eukaryota; Metazoa; Nemertea; Pilidiophora; Heteronemertea; Lineidae
Product: transmembrane emp24 domain-containing protein 7-like
Exons: 3
Coding region: 601-1230 (209 amino acids)
Biological process (GO): Golgi organization; endoplasmic reticulum to Golgi vesicle-mediated transport; intracellular protein transport
Cellular component (GO): endoplasmic reticulum; endoplasmic reticulum-Golgi intermediate compartment; COPII-coated ER to Golgi transport vesicle
Source: RefSeq, a predicted model, not a curated record
UCCCGAAAUGGAAGGAUCACUUUCCCAGUAUAUGGUGCCAAUGCAAAUGGUUCAUUUUUGUCUUAUUUCUGUGGCAGCGCAUGCGGGGGGUAUACUUCUGACCAGGAAAAUCCUACGCCCAAGUUGUCCUUUUAAAAUGCUAAGCGUUUGGCCCCAGGAUCAUAUCUCCGAUGUCACAAAUACUAUGUAGAAAUCAUGCCAUGAAUGAUAUGCCGUCCUGGUACCAAUUGUUUUCGAUAAAUAUACUCCGUACGCCUCUCAUACGACGUGAUUAUGCAUGCUAAAGUAUUGUUCCUUAGUUAUACAUAAAAAUAACAUGUUUCCCAUCAAAAUUGCGUUGAGAAGUUCCCGAAAACAUAAAACUUAGCUAAUUCAACGGUACCGUUCAUUCUGCGACACCCUGUAUGUAGGGUCGGAAUUCCCUUAUCUAUUUUUAGACUGGGGAAUACCAUCCGGGCACCUGCCACGUUGUUGAAGAAGCCGAAACCGAACUACGGAUAUCGCUUACAAAACAGGCGAUAAUUCAAAACUUACUGCAUCGAUUUAAGAAAACUUUGCACCAAACUAAACAUAAAAGACUAUAGUAUCGUUCACAUAAAUAUGUUGAGUUUAGGGGAGUUACUUGUUGCGUUUUCAGCGUUUUUAGGGACGGCCCUGUGUACAGAGCUGACGUUUACACUACCCGACAAUGCAAAAGAGUGUUUUUACGAAGUUAUUGACAAAGGAGUUAAAUCCACCAUAGAAUUUCAGGUCAUAAUGGGAGGAAACUACGAUGUCGACAUGGAACUUGUCGCACCCAACGGCCAAAGUCUCUACAAAGACCAGAAGAAGCAAUAUGACUCGUUCACAUGGACCACCGACCAAAAGGGCAUCUACAAAUUUUGUUUCAGCAACGAAUUUAGCACGUUUACGCACAAGACGGUGUAUUUUGACUUCCAAGUUGGGGAUGAACCAGCCAUCGUACCUGACUUGGCAAAGCAAGCGACUGCGAUGACACAGAUGGAAACGUCCGCCGUUGCAAUCCAUGAGGCCCUAAAAGUUGUGAAUGACUACCAGACCCAUCACAGGCUCCGAGAAUCAACAGCACGGGGCUUUGCUGAGGAUCUCAAUGAACGUGUACAACUUUGGUCCAUAGGGGAAUCUAUUAUUAUUCUAAUUAUAGGAAUUGGACAAGUUUUAGUUCUUAGAAGCUUUUUUACGGACAAAAAAGGCACAGUGAGCAGUACGUAGUGUUGUUUCUAUCUAGACAUUUUGGUUGAAUCAAAGAUAUUAUGUUUGAUCUGGGACUGCUUAAAAAUUCCAAGAGACGAAACUUGAACUACCAUGGGGAGGGGGAGGUCAUCAGUAUUUGCCAAUACACAUAUCUUUCCCCCUCAAUUUUGAUAUUUCAAGGUGUUGACAGAAGAAUGUAAAAACUAAACGAUUGUUGUGGGUCCCAUGGGAGCUGAUGUGAGCAGCUCAUGCAGAAUGGCAAUACCUUAAAGUUCCUUGGCCUCUGAUCACGCUGGUGAGUGCCAGUGUGUCAAAAAUUCUGCCCAAACACAUGAAAAGCCUACACCCAAUUUUGUGAGGAACUGAAAAAAAACAUCGCCGACCGCCAUGCUGUUUUGGUCUGUUCAUCAAGCUGGUUCUCGCACGACCGAACCGUUUUUGUAAAUAGCUUUUUUAAGGUAAAUACUGUAUAUGAGUAUUGCAAAGUGUUUUGUAAAAAAUGGACUCAGAAAAUGUGAGUAAUUUGUAUAAUCCUCUGCCUCUGUAUGUCGUCAAGAGAACAUUGGACAUUUCGAAGGGAAAGAGUAACAUUAACUGUAUAUGCUUUACAAUAUCGUUAUAAUUUUCUAAGUCCAGUUCAGAAAUGAAUCGUAACACCAUUCACACACCUAUAAGUGUGUUCUGUUUGUAUCACUGUCAUUCAGGAGAAUCAGUUCCCCAACUUACUGAGUGUCCUACGUUAUUCUUUUGUAUUCAAAGCAGGCUUUCCAACUCACCGAGAAAAUUUCGGAGUCUGGAACAGGGAGUAGGAAUAAAUAAAGACCCAGUACACAUUUUUGUCUCUAAAUAACUUCCUGGUUGACUUGUCGUAUACACAAGUAUUUUGAUUCAUUCAGUGUGCGUGGCUGCAUCUCACUCUAGAAAUCAGUGGUUACAAUGUAGUCUCAGAAGAAAAGCCUUUGUCCCUUGUACCCGAGUGUACUAGUUAUUCCCGGUCUACAGAGUGGAUCCAAGGCUUGGGGGUCAUGAUGAGUUUCAACAGCCUGUAAGAUUCAGAAGGUUAAUUUCAAUCAAGAGAGCCUUGGGAACAAACAAUAUUGAGGAAGUUGCCCGGGACUACGACAUGCUGUUAGCGUUAACACAACAGUAAAUCAAAACUGAUGAAAAUCAAAAAUUCAGUGCUGCCCUUUCUCAAGAAAAAAUCGGAAACGUGUGGGUGCAGGUGUUGAGGGGCCUUUCAGUUAGUUUUUUUGUUUCUUACACAUGCAAACAAAAUUCGGUUGCCAUCUGCCUAAACAUAGGUGUCGCUUUCGGAGUUCUAAUGAUACAUUUAGUACAGUCACAUUCACAAUUGACAUCACAGAAUAUGCGUAUGUUCUACGCGAGGUACAGGUUACUUACACACAAGCUACUCACAACCCUGUGCAUGCUACUUGUCACACAGGCUAGACCUUGGCCAUGUUAGCUGCUCUGCACGCAGCUUGCACGGCACCAGAGCAUAGGUUUGCGCACAGCACACGCAAUGUCGAAGCAUUACAUUUUUGGCUGAGUGUAUGUUAUUUGUGACUGGUGCUGUAGGCGUGGUAAACUCCUCGGGUCAAAUACAAAAAGUUUUGAAUUUGUGUCCAUUCCAGUGUUGUUAGUUAUGAGGUAUCUGCCCAUUUCGCCUUAACCUUAUUCGCCUUAUCCAAUUUUGCCUUCUCCCAUUUAGCCUUCUCCUAACUUGCCUUUUCUCAAUUCGCCUUCUACGAUUUCGCCAUCGUCUUAUCUCGCCUUUGUUCCAAUUGGCCUUCUUCCUAACUCGCCUUCCUCUCAUCUUGCCUUAUACUAGUUUACCUUUUCUUAUUUCGCCUUUGUCCUAUUCUGCCUUGGUUCCAUCCUGCCUUAUCUCAUCUUGCCUUUUCUUGAUUGACCUUUGUGUCAAUUCGCCUUCUUCCCAUUUUGCCUUCUCCCGUUUCGCCAUAUCUCACUUCGCCUUUUAUCAAUCAGCCUUCGUUAAGCAAGGGGUCUAUUAUUCGCAGGGGGGGGCAGUGUUUUGAGUAGUUUAAUGAUUCUGUUCAAAAAAACUUUGGGACUUGUAUUAUCUCAUGCUAAGUUAUAGCAUUGCUGAGAAUGAAGAACAUCAAACAUACCAAAACCAUCCAAAGGGAACACUGCGUGGGACGUUCUUGAGAGCUAACUCAUUCUGUGAGAAGGCCUCAUAAUUCCCCAAUGACCAAAGGAAUACAUCUUCCAGAUUGCUGGAUUUGAGUAGGCCUAUUGACCAUAGUCCAUAAUAAAGAACUUCAGAAGCACUCACACUUUGAAUGAUCAAUAAAAUACUUAGCACCCCCAUCCCUCCUAUAUAGUACCAGGUCACAAGUCUUACUCAUCAAAGAAUGCCAAAACACUAUGCCAAAAUAUUUCCAUGAAAGACUUGGAAAACUCUAAGAUUUGACAAACAUGGGUAAAGAUACUAAGUUGGUUUUGGAGAUACAUGUAAGCUUACAUGUGGAUGGUUCAGAAGUUAUGAAGAUUUGAAAAUAUUGGUAAUUAAGCAGCAGCCUUGGGUAGGGUACCAAAACAUAAUUCGUGGAAACACUCUUAUAUGAAAGAUUGGUCCCACAAACAUGGGUAAAAGAGACAAAAGUCUUUUGUAAUAUGGUAUGUAAUGUAAUAUGACUAUAAUGGCUGAGAAGUUAUCUACACUUGUAAUUUUGGCAAUGUCCACCAGGUUUUGGUUGGGGGUACCCCCGAAUGGACCCUAGAAGCCCUUCAACACUGUUGAAGACACUUUCAUAUGAAAGAUUGACUCAACAAACAUGGGUAAAGACACCAAGUUUGUUGCAAAGUAGGAAGAAGGCGAAAUGGGAAGAAGGCGAAAUAAUACAAAGGCGGGGCGGGUAAAGGCGAGAUAGGAUGAAGGCGAAUUGGGACAAAGGUAAAUUAGGACAAGGUGAAAUAGGAGAAGGCAGAUUAAGACAAUGGCAAACUGAGACGAAGGCAAGAAUGGAUAAGGCAACUUGUGAUAAGGCAAGAUAAAACAGAGGCAAAAUAGCAUAAGGCGAAAAAUGAAAAGGCGAAAAAAGACAAAGGCGAGAUAGAAUAAGGCGGAUUGGGAAGAGGCGAAAUUGGAAAAGGCGAAAUAGGAGAAGGCGAAAUGUAUAUUUUUUAAAGGCAAAAUGGGAAAAGGCGAAAAAAGACCAGGCGAAAUGGGCAUGAACCAGUUAUGAUGCUAAUGCUGUAAAAUUGGUCAGGAGCCACUCUUAACUCUUGUCAACUCAAGACGGCUCUUGACUGAGUUUACAGAUGUAGGACAUAAAUGUAGCUGUACUUAG